Mesorhabditis spiculigera is the source of this 3171-nucleotide messenger RNA. The record is from the annotation of a GenBank genome assembly. Lineage: Eukaryota; Metazoa; Nematoda; Chromadorea; Rhabditida; Rhabditidae.
AUGCCUCCCAAGAACAAAAAGGCCCAGAAGGGAGAUGACUGGGAAGCUGCGGAGAAGGAAGCACAGAAGAAGCUUGCCAAUCUGCAAGUCAAGGAAGAUCCCAAGCAAUCUUGGUCAGAUGAAUCGGAUGAAGAGCCCGUUAAAGCGGCGCCUUCGAAACCCAUGAAUCGAAACGCAUUUAUGAUGAUGGAAGAUGAUGACCUGCCUUCAGAAAAGUCGGACAGCGAGCCCGAGGAUAAGGCUCCGGUGCCAGCACCCGCAGCCAAGGCCAAGAAAGAUAAAAAGAAAAAGGACACCAAGGCCAAGAAGACCGAGGGUGACGAUGAUCUUGAUGCUCUACUUGACGCUAUCGAAAAACCAGCCGAGCCUGCUGUAGGCAAAAAGAAAAAGGGUAAGAAGGACAAGGAGGAAAAGGAAGCCGACGCUGCGAAGGAGGUCACCCCGGAAGGUGACGCCGACAAGGAGCCGGCUGAAGGCGGCGAGGAUGAGACCUCGAAAGCCGAUAAGAAAAAGAAAAAGAAGAGGGACAAGAAGGAAAAGAAGGAUGACGAGGAAAAGCCUGAGGGCGAUGAAGCUGGUGAAGAAGGCGGCGGCAAGAAAAAGGGAAAGGAAAAGAAACUGAGUAAACAGGCUAAAAUGAUCCAAGAUGCAAUGCGGAAGCAAGAAGAAAUGAUGGCCGAAUUGAAAAGGAAGGAAGAAGAAGAGCAAGCGAGGAUAGAAGCGGCCGAGAAGAAACGAGAGGAAGAGGAGCGCAUUGCUAAAGAGAGAAAGGAUGCCGAGAAGUUGCGCAAGAAGGAAAAAGAGGAAGAGCUGAAACGACAGGGGAAGUACCUCACAGCCGCUCAAAAGAACAAGCAGGCUCAGCAACUGGCUCGCCUUGGGCAUUUGAUGGACAGGACACGCGCACAGGCGGAGGCAAAGAAAGAUGGGAAGAAGGAGCCGGUGGCCGGACCAUCGAAGCCACCCGCGAAGCCGGCGCCAGUGGCGAAGACGCCAGAGCCAAAACCUGAACCAGAGCCGGUGCCGGCGACGCAGCCUGAACCGACGCCCGUUCCAACGCAGGCAGAAGAUGAUGAGCUAGACGACUGGGAAGCAGCGGCAGAGGAGGCUAUUGCUGAGCAAGCGGAAGCUGUUAAGGAAGAGAAGAAGCCUGAUUCCGGUACAGCGCCAAAGCCUGUUGCGAAAACAACAACCGUCGAGGAUGAGGUUGAUGAGACUGAAUCUGAAGCAGAGUCCAGCUCUGAAGAUGAAUCCGAUUCUGAUUCUGAUGAAUCUUCUAGCGACGACGAACGUGUCAAAGAGACGAAGGAGGAGAAAAUGGAUCGAAUCCGACAAGAAAUACAGCAACGCCGUGAGAAAGCUAUUGCCAAGAAGACUACCGAUGAUCUCCGGGCUCCGAUCAUUUGCGUAUUGGGCCACGUCGACACAGGAAAGACAAAGCUGUUGGAUACGAUCCGGCGCACGAAUGUUCAAGAAGGUGAAGCUGGUGGAAUCACGCAGCAGAUUGGUGCUACAGAGGUACCGAAGGAUGCUAUUAUUGAGCGCUGUCGGCAAGUCCGCGAGUUCAAGCCAGAUGCCAUGAAGAUUCCGGGUUUCCUAAUUAUUGAUACUCCUGGUCACGAACAUUUUGCCAACCUUCGCUCUCGCGGGUCUUCUCUUUGCGAUUUCGCUAUCCUCGUCGUUGAUCUUAUGCACGGUUUGGAGCCGCAGACUAUCGAAUCAAUCAAGUUGCUUGUCAAGAGGAAAACGCCGUUUGUUGUUGCGCUGAACAAGAUUGAUCGCCUCCAUCAGUAUGAGUCUAGCCCAAAGAAGGACGUGUACGUCCACUUGAAAAGCCAGGCGAGCAAUGUCCAGCUUGAGUUCAAGAAGCGCUACGAUGAAGUUGUAGUGCAAUUCGCCGAGCAGGGUCUCAACGUAUGUCUCUCAAAUGACAAAAAGACAUUGGCUGAUCCGGAUUACAUCCCGAUGGUGCCGACCAGUGCAUUUUGUGGAGAUGGUGUUGGCAAUUUGAUGGCUUUCGCAGCUGAGACGACGCAAACAAAGCAUGCCGACCGUCUUGCUUUUGUUGACGAACUUGAGGCCACAGUCAUGGAAGUCAAGGCAAUUCCUGGCCUUGGCACCACGAUUGACGUCAUCUUGGUUAACGGACGUUUACGGGUGAACGACUUAAUUGUUUUGUCCGGCACGGAGGGGCCGAUUUUGACUGCUAUUCGAGACUUGAAGAUGCCUGAGCCGCUAAAAGAGUUGCGUGUCAAGAAUGAGUAUCGCAGCUUCAAAGAGGUUCGUGGCGCGCAAGGCAUUAAACUGUUGGCGAAGAAUCUUGAUAAAGCUUUGGCCGGCUUCCCGCUAUAUGUCGGUUCCAGCGAAGACGAACUGGAUGUGCUGAUGUCCGAUUGCAAGACUGCUCUCGAUAAUGCCCUCACAUCAAUCAAGAAAAAGAAUGAGGGCGUUUAUGUCCAAGCCAGUACACUUGGGUCAUUGGAGGCACUUUUGGAAUUCCUGAAAUCUCAGAAAAUCCCGUACGCCAAUGUGAAUAUCGGACCGGUCCACAAAAAGGACGUACAGAAAGCUGCUGCAAUGAAAGAGCACGGAAAAGAAGAGUACGCUUGCAUUCUUGCAUUUGAUGUUCGUGUCGAGCGCGAAGCUCAACUAUUUGCUGAUCGUGAGGGCAUCCGGAUCUUCAAGGCCGAUAUCAUCUACCACUUGGAGGAUGAUUUCCUGAAAUAUCGCGAGGAACUGCGUAUGAAGAAACGUCGGGAGCACGAGCAUUUGGCAAUCUUCCCGUGCAAACUUCGCAUUCUUCCGCAGCACGUCUUCAACGCCCGGAAUCCGAUCGUCGUCGGUGUUUCUAUCGAAGCCGGACAGCUGAAGAAGGGCACCCCAAUUUGUGUUCCUUCCAAAGAGGGUAUCUGGCUUGGCAAUAUCUCGUCCAUCCAGAAAAAUCACGACGAAGUAAACAUUGCGAAAGCCGGAGAAGAGGUAUGUGUGAAGAUUGAAAAUACCACUGGUGACGCUCCAAAACUUUAUGGACGCCACUUCACCCACGAAGAUAUGCUAGUCAGUCGGAUUUCGCGUGAGUCCAUCGAUGUUUUGAAGGCCUAUUUCCGAGAGGAAUUGACGAAGGCCGACUGGCAGCUGGUGAUUGAGUUGAAGAAGGUCCUUGAUAUCCUG